AUGCCUAUUUCCUCAUUUGCAUUCAUCAUAGCAACUCUGAUGGUUUAUGUAACAGCAGUACCGUAUUUCAAACCCUGGCUGGAAACGCGUCAGGCAAUAGGAGGAAGUCCCACGCUUGGCCCAUACGCGGAUCUCACCUAUCCACCAGAUCACGAUGCGAGCGUUUGCCCAGCGACUCCAGUCAAUCUGUGGGCCAACGGCGCGCUCGCAGCUCCUGCAAAGGCAUCAAGACGCCGACGUUCGCUUCAUCAUCAAUUCAAGAUCCCUGCGAAAGGAAAUGGCUUGCAUCGCAGAGUUGCGCCCAAUGGGACUUGCUCUACGAUUGCUCAAUUCACAUUCAGCGACUGGGAGGGCGGUGCUGAUACCAAUACCCCAACGGUCCCAAUUGCUGCAGGAGUCACAUACUUCUUCAGCAUGUCAGCCAACGUCGCCAUCACCUCAGUCAUAGCUUGGACGGCCGCGCCCAACAGUAAUCAUUAUGAUAAGCUAGGCUACAGCCAGCCUAAGAACAAGACAGUCACCAUGACACUCAACCCUACAAAAGCCGUCAAUUUGCAUUUCGAGAUUUACUUUCAGUAUGGACAUCCGAAUGGUCUCGUAGCAUUGUUCUCAAAUCAGCCACCACCCCCAGUGGCAGUUUCACGACGGACGUUAGGACCGUUGGGGAAGAAGAAGAAGAUCUACAAAGCAAAGGAGUCGGGGAAGGCUACGCAUUACGCUGAACUUCUUGACGCUGCUCGUUGCAAUGGCCGUUGGUCGGAGAUCCCUGAACUCACAAGAAAGGUCGCAAAACACGCACCACAGCGCAGAUGCUUGGUGCUCACGUCCCAGACGGAAUACCGCGUCUCCUCCUUCAAUCCUAAACGUCCUGCGGUAGCGAGCUCCGGGAAUACGAACGCUUUACAUGAAGCGAAAGCUGUAUUGAAAGAUGCCUCAGAAAAGGAGAAUGAAUGGCGAGAAGAUGCAUUCCAGGCAAGGGUCUGCGCAGCAUGGAUAGACAUAUCCCUCGAUGAUCAUCAAGCUGUCCUUGCAGUCCUACCUCAAGAUUUGGACACACUCCUAAAAGCAUUAUCAGAGGAUGGAAAAUUCGCACAGAAAAUCACGUAUGUCUGCGUUGUUCGGGCAGCCUUCUUCCGAGGUCUCGCACUUGAGACUAAGAGCAGAAAGAAAGAUGCUGUCCAGAGCUACGAAAACAUAUUGCCCUAUGUAUUAAGCGUUGAUUCAAGCGUGAGUCUGGCACCAGAGUGGCAAUGUUGGAGCGAAAGGCUGUUAGCUCGAUAUUGUACAUUAUCUAGCAGCUACGUGUCGCAGAAUGCACACAAUUCGCAAGAUCUGUUAGCAGAAGGAUCUCUCUUCAAGCCGACAGCCAUUCUUAAGCCAUAUCGAGCAUGGUCACAAUUCUGGGACUCUCGGCCGGCUCCAGCUGGUGGGCAAGAAGUGUCUCACGAGCGAACAUUGAUAUGGAAAGGCUACUACGAGACAUUGUCAAUACUCGUACGAUCACAUGUUGCUGCGUCAGUCUUUGAUUCUCGAUUGCAGCCUGCCAUAGAGCUGAAGCGUAUCGAGGCAAUCUAUCAGACUAUGUUGCUUAAUGAGAGACAAUUUCCUAGUGCGGAUGAGGUGACUCCAGAAAUCGAGUCUUGGGCUGAUCACGUGAUGAGGAAUUGGAGAACCUUGCUUGGUUCAGCAUGGACGAACGAGGAUCUUCGUCCUGGAGGAUCAAUAGUCCUUGGCAAAGGUAUUCUUGAUGUAAGUAAGCCGCCGGCUAGCUCUGCGAAUGUUUUUCCCCAAGAAAAAGAAUCGCGAUUAACGAAACAAUGA
Molecule: messenger RNA, 1821 nt
Organism: Bacidia gigantensis
Lineage: Eukaryota; Fungi; Ascomycota; Lecanoromycetes; Lecanorales; Ramalinaceae
Exons: 4
Coding region: 1-1821 (606 amino acids)
Source: RefSeq, a predicted model, not a curated record